AUGGCUGGUAAUGUUGAUGACAAAUUUGUACCUACCAUCCUACCUUUUCUCCCUCCUGGAGUCAGGUUUUCUCCUGAAAAAGGAGAUUUGAUAGAGUUUUUCUUGAAGAAGAAGAUACUUGGUCAGCCUCUUCCCACUGAUUGCGUUCCAACUCUUGAAGUUUACUCCAUAAACCCAGAUCAACUUCCAUUGCCAACGGAUGCAUGGAGAGUAAGGGAUGAGUGGUAUUUUUUCACCACCAAGCCAAACACCGAUUCUGUAAUCCCAACCAAUGAUGGCUACUAUUCUGUUAUAACGGAGGAUCAGAUAAUUAAACAAGAAGAUGAAGACGUUGGGUACAUGACAACCAUGGCUUAUUUUCAAGGCAGGCCACCAAAGGGCAAGAAAUCCAAAUGGACCAUUUAUGAGUUUAGGGUUAAACCAGAUACAAUUCCUGCCACUAAACAUGAUGAUGCUCUAAAAGCAAAGGUUUCAAGUUUUGUUGCUGUAAAUUUGUUCGUGAAAGUGAAAAACCGAAAAGGAAGUACACAAGGAAAAACAAGAAUGACAGAACAGAGUCAGAAGUGA
Molecule: messenger RNA, 567 nt
Organism: Mangifera indica (mango)
Lineage: Eukaryota; Viridiplantae; Streptophyta; Magnoliopsida; Sapindales; Anacardiaceae
Product: NAC transcription factor 29-like
Exons: 3
Coding region: 1-567 (188 amino acids)
Biological process (GO): regulation of DNA-templated transcription
Molecular function (GO): DNA binding
Source: RefSeq, a predicted model, not a curated record